AGCAGAAGCCUUCUAUCUAAAGCACCGGGCUGGGGAGGCGCCAGAAUAAUAUGUCCACAGAAUCCACUACAGCAGAGCCCUCUAUCAAAGUCACCACUACUCCUACGACUACGUCUCUUCGCCCAUGGAUCCACCCGCAUCUAACGCACAGCGUGAACCCAAUUAAGGGCCGCCAGCUCGAAACAUCCCAUCCCAUCAAGAAAGGCGAAGUCCUCCUCAUCGACACACCAUAUGCGAUCAUCCCAGCUGUAGAUGCCGCAGGGAGCGCCCUCCUCUGUAGCAAUCCCCAAUGCAACCGUCUCGUCUCGCCCAACACGGGGCAAUCUUGUCCGAAUCGGUGCCUCGCAGACGUAAUCUGGUGCAAUCAAACGUGUCGCCAGACGGAUCAACGGCGCCAUGAAUUCGAAUGCGCCUGGCUCAGCAGAUACGCUACCUCGGUACGCUCGAAACGCGGCGAGUACAAUUUCGGCAUGCUCUGGCUAAUCGUGCGCAUCCUUGCAAGACAAAAUACCGACACGCUCCUGUCCGAUCUGGCGGAGGAGCAGGAGGAGGAGUCUAAUCCAGGCUUCCAGCACGGCUGGGAGGCGAUCCAGUCGCUUUGCGGGUCGACCGAAACCUGGUCUCAUGAGCAGGUACGGUCCUGGACCGGAUUAGCGAAGAAAUAUCUCGGACCUGCAGCGUUGCCGCAUGGAAUGAACGCCGAGAAUGUCCUCGCUUUAAUCUGCAAGGAAGAAGCAAACUCGUUUGGUCUGUAUCCCCGCGAAACAGGAAUAUUUCAUCCCUUGCCUACUCCGCCAGUGGAUCGAGGGGAGCAGUUUGGCGCAGCGGUGUAUCCAAGGGCAUCGAUUGCGAAUCACUCCUGUUGUCCGAAUAUUAUACACAAACCCGAUGGGUAUGGUCGGAUGGUCUUCACUGCGUCAAGAGACAUCGAAGCUGGUGAAGAGUGCUGUAUAUCUUAUUUUGAUAUGACGCAGUACAUCGAUGUCAAGGAUCGGAGAGAGCACCUUCAGACCUUAUUUAGAUUUGUCUGUGGCUGCCCGAGGUGUGCAGCAGAAGAAGUACCGGGAGACAAUGAUCUCCAAUGGGACGCCUUUCCGGGGAUGGAUUGAUGUUAUGGAUGGAUUUUGCACCUGUAUUUAUUCCAAGCAUUAAUACUAGCAUGUAGUGCUG
Molecule: messenger RNA, 1170 nt
Organism: Aspergillus ochraceoroseus IBT 24754
Lineage: Eukaryota; Fungi; Ascomycota; Eurotiomycetes; Eurotiales; Aspergillaceae
Product: SET domain-containing protein
Exons: 2
Coding region: 51-1109 (352 amino acids)
Molecular function (GO): protein binding
Source: RefSeq, a predicted model, not a curated record